Molecule: messenger RNA, 7414 nt
Organism: Caenorhabditis auriculariae
Lineage: Eukaryota; Metazoa; Nematoda; Chromadorea; Rhabditida; Rhabditidae
Source: the annotation of a GenBank genome assembly
AUGACGGAUAAAAAGUCGGGCUGGGCCCAGGGAGAAUCCCUAUGUCAGGAACUUCUACCCGGCUCCCAUAUGGCCUCGUUUCACAGCAAGGAUGAGGCCACUUGGAUGGGAAGUUGGUCUUUUUUCGAUUUUUCAGUAGCUGAAUCAUUAGGAGCUUCGAUAAUACUCAUUAGUUCUUAAAUCGUUCUACCGUAACCCAACUACAGUAAGAGCUCGGAAAUGGCGUCUGUUUUCAUGACGUCAUAUUAUAAAAAGAUUUUUAUAGUGUUCGUUGUUUUUUCGGAAUGAUAGAGGCUUGAAAAUAUUUUAUCAAUUAUUCUACUCAAUUCAGACACGUACAAAAUCGGCGGCACUCUACUCUCGUGGGUCGGGAUGAGCAGUGUGAAUUUUUUUUUUCCAUUACUCAAAAUAUGAGAGGUACUGGAAAACGUGAAAAAGAGAUUGCAGAAAGUCAGACAGUUUUUUUGUUGACAAAGUAUAUCAGAAGUUCCAACUUUCACCGAAAAAGAAAGGAAAAAAAAAGCAGCCAUUAUGGUAGCUUUUAUAGCCCAUUCCGCGCCAGCUUCAUUUUCCUCCAACUACAGAACCUUUCGGGGGAGCUUCCCUCCGAAGCGCGCGGUCUAUCUCUGUGCAUGCGCCUUUAAAAUAACGAUAUUUUCCCCUAACAUUAAGACGCCUGAGUUUUUUUUUUCAAUCCAAAGUUCCCGUCAUGUUAAAGGCGCAUGUAAAAUGGCAGGUCGCGCGCAUCGAAGGGAAGCUUCCGGGAAGGGUUCUGUAGCUUGAAGGUAAAUAAAAAUCGUGACAAGCUGACGUGGAAUGAAGUAUAGACACUUUAAAGAUUCAACGACUCUUUGAGUUCAGAAAAACGGUGUCUGGACUUGGACGGAUGGCACCCCAGUCGACUUUAUCUACUGGAGUCCUGGCUAUCCAAUGGCAAUAACCACGGAUCCCGACAACACUUGUGUCGAGGUUUUCUAUGUUCAUUGCUUUUGAAGUUAUGUACCACAUCGCUAAUAAUUUUUUUUGAAUUCCUUAAGAAGAUGAUCGAGUUUAGGAUGUGCUAUGGGUUUUUAAAACUUGAAGAAGCUGAGAAAGUAUUUUGAGGUUCUGGGAGGUUUGAGAUGUUAUAGAGACUUCAAAAUUUAAAAAAAUAAUAUUGAAAUUGUGUUUUGAGCUUUUUUGGGCUUUUGAGACUAAAUAUACUAAAGACUUCAAAGUUUGAAACAAAAAAACUGAUAUAGUAUUUUGAGCUUCUUUGAGCUUUCAUAUGUUCCGAAAGCCUUAAAAUCCAAAAAUAAAAAGUUGAGAUUAUUUUUUUUAGCUUCCAGGAGCUUUCUAGAUUUCACAAGAACGGAUGGAAUGCGUCCAAAAAUUUUUGACUUUUUAUUAAAAUUAUAACUCUCCAAAAACCCUUCAAAAUAAUAUUUUCCAGGGAUUUGAGAGGUUUUCGACGUGCCAGAAGAUGAUAAACUGAAACUAGGGGUUUUGAAACUUUAUAAAUUUCAGAACAUGUUUCAAAAUCGAAAAAAGGAGCUAUAAAAUAGUGUUUUGAAGCUCUGGAAACUUCAGGAGCUAUUAGAACAAGUCUAAGAUUUUUAGGCCUCUAAUGCCGUGUUCAAUUUGAUUCCGCGAAACGCAAAAUACCCGUUAGAAAAAGGAAAAGAUCACUAGAUUUUGGAGAGUCAGAGAUCAUUUUGCAUUUCGCGGAAAUUACUUUGAACACGGCAUAAAAAAAUUUUUUUAAUAUUAAGACGUUUAAAAACUCGGGCAAGUAGUUUCAAAAUAGCUUUUCCCAAAUUUUGGAAGCUUACUAAACCUUCCAUGAGCUGGUAGAGAGAAUCUUGAAAAGCCGAGAGCUUCGUGAAAAUUUAAAAUGGUUUUUUUAACUUUUGUUCAUGCUCAGAUGAUAUAGUGAGACUAGGUAAUUCCAUCUUUUAAAAAUUUUUUUAAAGUUCCAGAAAAAAAUUUUUUUAAGAAAUGUCUCUUUAAUUUUACGUAUACGACUUUUUACUGAAUUUUUUUCAGAUGUACUGGGUUUUCAUGUCUGGAUUACUCGGAGUGAAAGUCGGACAGUUGCUCAACUGGGACUGCAACGAACAAAUCAGCACGAUUUGUAAAUGUGACCCGGUGCAGUGUGAGUUUGAAGCUGAGAAAAUUGAGAAAAUGACUUUUUUGAAGUGACGACUCCGCCACCACCCACCACCACUACAACUCCGACGACGUAAAUACGAAGAAUUUUUAAAAAAUGGUUGAGAUUUUUUCAGCACUACCACAACCCCCACUACUACUUCUACAACUUCGACCACGUAGGAAAAAAAUAAUCUCAGUGUAGAAAAUUGGGGAAUUUUUUUUAGUACCACCACGACUCCAACCACUACUUCUACAACUCCGACGACGUAGGAAAAAAAAAUUUAUUGUAGAAAAUCGGGGAUUUUUUUUAAGCACGACGCCUACAACGACCCCCACAACCACCACCACGCCAACGUAGGAAAAAAAAAAUUUAGUUUAUGAAUUUUUGAAUUUUUCAGUACAACUACGACGCCAACCACCACCACUACAACUCCGACGACGUAAAAAUUAAUUCAGAGUUGGAAAUUGGGAAUUUUUUUCAGUACGACGCCCACCACUACCCCUACAACCACCACCACGCCAACGUAGGAAAAAAAUUUUAUUUUAGGAACUUUCGAAUUUUUUUUCAGUACUACAACGACGCCAACAACCACCACUACAACUCCGACGACGUAAAAAUGAAUACAGAUUGGAAAAAUCAGGAAUUUUUUUCAGUACGACGCCUACCACGACCCCCACAACCACCACCACGCCGACGUAAGGAAAAAAAUGAAUUUUAAAAAAAUUAGAUUUUUGAAUUUUUAAAAAAAUUAGAUUUUUUUGAAAAAAAUAAAAAAACCUGAAAAUUAGAUUUUUUUAAGUACAACCACGACGCCAACAACAACUCCAACGACGUGAAAAAAACAAUAAAUUCAGUUUGAAAAAAAUCAGAAUUUUUUUAGUACGACGCCUACAACUACCCCUACAACCACCACGACGCCGACGUAAGGAAAAAUGAAUUUUUUUUUAAGUCGAAUUUUUUCCAGUACAACCACGACGCCAACAACAACUCCGACGACGUGAAAAAUAAAAAAUUCAGUUUAGAUAUUCAGAAAAUUUUUUUAGUACGACGCCUACAACGACCCCUACCACCACCACGACGCCGACGUAAGGAAAAAAAAAUUCAGAUCAGGAAAUCGGGAACUUUUUAGUACAACUACAACUCCUACAACCACAACGACGCCUACAACAACGUAAGAAAAAUAGUUUAUUCGAGCCAAAAAAUGAAGCCACAAAGACAAAAGCUCAAAAAAAAAAUCAGUUUUUCCGAGUAUUCAUCAAAUUUUUAUCGGAAUAUUCAGUACAUUGAGCUGAGAAGUCUGAUAAUGCUGUUCCUAAAAGCUUUCAAAGAUUUUCAGGUUCUUUUAUUUUUCAAUUAUCCCUCAAUUUCGUAGAAGAAGUUGCCUUGAAAUUUAAUCCAAUAAAUGAAAAAAUCAAAAAUUCUUCAAAUUUGCUCUAAAAACUUGAUCUGAAUUCAAUUUUGGGUCAAUUUCGUGUAGAUUCUCCAAAAGGUGUCGCCAACCAUCUUGAAAUUGUUCAGAAAUCGUUUUAUCCUCUGCUAAAAAAAAUUCUCAGGAAGGUGAAUUUUCAUGAACCCAAGGUAUUCGAGCAAUGAAUGAGGAGAUUCAGAAGCACGACUACCACAGCUCCUACCACUACUUCCACGACGCCUACAACGACUACAGAAGAACCAUCGACGACGACGGCAAGGUUUUGAUUUGUUAAAGUUGAAAAUAAGCUGGAAAAACGUGGUUCAGCACCAGUACAGCUCCUCCAACAACCACCACGACGCCUACGACGACUACGGAAGCGCCCACGACGACAACGGCUAGGUUUGGGAAGAUUCAGGCAGAACACAGAUUGAAGAAGAGUUUUAGCACCAGUACAGCACCUCCUACGACGACCACGACGCCUACGACGACUACAGAAGCGCCAACGACGACAACAGACGCGCCAACGACAACAACGGCUAGGUUUGGGAAGAUUCGGGCAGAACACAGAUUGAAGAAGAGUUUUAGCACCAGUACAGCACCUCCUACGACGACCACAACGCCUACGACGACUACAGAAGCGCCGACGAUGACAACGGCUAGGUUUAGAUGGCUUCAGAGUUUUAUUAGGUAGAAAAAGACGUUCAGCACUAGUACAGCUUCUUCGACAACCACCACGGCGCCGACGACGACAACAGCUAGGUUUUAGAAGAUUCAGAGAAAAAUACUGAAAACAAUCGUCAGCACAAGUACAGCGCCUCCAACAACCACCAAGACAGCUACGACGACUACAGAAGAGCUAACGACAACAACGGCGAGGUUUAGAUGAAAUCGGCUUCGAAAUAAGUCCAAAUACGUUCAGCACAAGUACCGCUUCUUCGACGACUACCACGACGCCGACGACGACAGCGGCGAGGUUUGAAUAAAUAAAAAUUCAGCUUUCAAGUGACCGAUGAAGCUGCAACUCUGAGAACGUGUUUUAAAUCGUUUCAUCAUGUUUCAAUGCGUUCAGACGCUUGUUUCCGAAAUAAGAAGGGCAAAAAAUGAGAACUGUUCAAAUCUGGACAAAACUAAUUAAUAAUUCACUUUAUUUAGAUUAAUCCUAAGUUUUUUAUACACGGAUAGGCGUCGCAAUCCAUUAAGACAUGCUAGUGGAAUAUUCACUGGAAGUAUAAGCUUUAUAAGCAACACUUAUCAGCAAAGUCAUCUCAAAAUUUGAUUUUCUUGAAGCUGGGUCGGCAGGGCUGAUCAUAGUGUUGCAUAUGAUUUGAAAUUUGCCACUUUUCGGAUUUUUUUUGUCUCAAAAUCAAGCACAGAGUGACCGAAAACGUGUGAUUGAAAUUUUGAAGUUAGAAAAAAGUCUUGGAUUUGCGAUCGCGGUUCGUUGUGGGCCAUGAAGGAAUAAAUCGAGCUUUUGUAUAUUAUUUGAUGUUCAGCACUACUACAGCUUCUCCUACAACCACCACGACGCCUACGACGACUACCGAAGCGGCUACGACGAGGUUUAGAUCAACUGGAACUUGAAAUAGGUUUAAAAGACGUUCAGCACUAGUACUGCUCUUCCAACAACCACCACGUCGCCUACGACGACUACAGAAGCGGUCACGACGACAACUGCUAGGUUCAGAUGACUUCAGGUUUUUAAUGAUUAAAAAAGACGUUCAGCACUACUACAGCUUCUUCUACAACUACCACGACGCCUACGACGACAACGGCUAGGUUUAGAUUAUUUCAGAAGUUUAUUAAGUGUGAAAAUAUAUUUAGCACUAGUACAGCUUCUUCUACAACCACCACGGCGCCUACGACGACAACGGCUAGGUUUGAUUUUGGCGAAACAUAGGUCCAAGAAAAGUUUCAGCACCAGUACAGCUACUACGACCACGACGCCUUCAACAACAACUUCAGAAGCUCAGACGACGACAACGGCUAGGUUUGGAUAGCUCCUGCUUGGUUAUGAAUUCGAGAAGGUUCCAGUACUAGUACAGCUCCUCCUACGACGACCACGCUUCUUACCACCACUAGCACUGCUCCGACAAGGUUCGGAAUGAGUGUUGAGCAUCUCCAGACCUGAGAAUUUAGCACGACCACUGUAGGAAGUCCAACGACGACGUCAAAAUCUACAGAAGUUCCGAGUAGUACCACGACAGGACAAUCAACCACCACUACAGCGUCUAGCACGUCUACAAAGACUCCUGAAUCUUCAACGUCAUCCAGUACGACUUCGAGCACGACGACGAAGCUUCCUUCAACUCAAACCCCUCCUACUCCCUUCUCAAGCACGACUACAAAGCUCCCAGAAACUUCUACCUCCUCGAGCUCCACUUCCAAAGCUUCUACCAAGCCGCCGACAACUUCCUUGUCAACUUCAAAAGCUCCAACGACCACCGUCAAGCCGGCUACUACUCCGAAAACACCUACACCUGGCCUUUGUGCCUCGAAAUGUCCACCGAAAUGGGUCGUACACGAUGGAAUUUGUUACUUGGUCUGUUUUUCAGCGUCUUUCUUAGAAAAACUACAAAGUUUAAAGAUGGUUAAUGCGACGGCGACCUGGAUCCAGGCUGACCAAGUUUGUAAAAAUCUUGGGGCUCAUUUAGCCGUUAUACCAUCGGCGGCUGUCGGAAAUUCAUUGAGAAGUUUGUUUGAAUACUAUUUGGCUUCAAAAAAUUUGAUCCUUUAGAAGCCUUUGAUUUGAACAAAUCCUAUGCAAUCGGUCAGCAAGUUUGGAUUGGAAUCAAGGUUCAAAAACUCAUUUUUCGAAAAAUGAAUGACUUUCAAGGCUCCUUGGAAAACCUGGUCAGAUGGAUCAUCUGUUUCCUACACGAAUUGGGCGACGAAACAGCCGGAUUCCGCUGAAGGGACCACUUAUUCGUAUUGUGGGACGGUUCGUUUUUGUCUCAUUUUGAGAGCUCAAACUUGGAGUUCUAGAAAAAUAGUUAUACCGUUGGAUAGUGCUUGAAAUGAACUUCAAAGGGAUCUGAAUUUUUAAAUACACAAGAAAUUUUUUGAGAUUGAAACAGCUACUUAUAACACUAAAGGCGUCGUUAAUUCCCAUUUUAGGCGGUUUGGACCAAAGUGAACUUUCGGAGCUUAGGAUUUUUCGAAGUGAUAGUCAUAUCAUUAGAAAGAGCUUUGUUUGAGCUUCAAAAUGAUAGAAAAUUUGAAGAAUUUACCUUAAUUUGAUCACUGAACAGUGAACUUUAAACUAAUGACGUCACUAAGUUCAAAUUUUUGGUUGAUAAGGUUAAAAAUGAAAAUUCGGAGCAUGAACUAGGAGUUUCCAAGUGAUAGUCAUAUCAUUGAAAAGAGCUUGGUUUGAGCUUCAAAAUGAUAUAAACUUUUUGAAAUGUAUUCUUUUUUGAUAACUAAACAGUGAGCUUUAAACGAAUGACGUCAUUAAGUGCAAUUUUAGGUUGAUCAGGUAAAAUAAGAAUUUUCUGAGCUUGAACUAGGAGUUUCCAAGGGAUAGUCUUAUUAUUGGAAAGAGCUUGGUUUGAGCUUAAAAAUGACAUAAAAUUUGAAGAACUCACUUAAUUUUGACGACUAAUAGUGAAAUUUCAACUGAAGUGGUCAAUUAGUUCAAUUUUAAGUUGACCAGGUAAAAUAGGAACUUUCUGAGCUCAAACUGAGAGUUUUCAAGUGAUAGUGAUAUCAUUAAAAAGACCAUGAAACAAGCUUUAAAAUGAUACAAAAUCAAUUUUCAGUUCGUUCUGACGACCCUUUCAAAGGACAGUAAAUGGGGAACGACAAGAGCAGUCUGGAAUGACUACCCCUGUACACUACGGCAACAACUGGCACUUUGCCAGAAACCGAUUUGA